Molecule: messenger RNA, 222 nt
Organism: Saccharomyces paradoxus
Lineage: Eukaryota; Fungi; Ascomycota; Saccharomycetes; Saccharomycetales; Saccharomycetaceae
Gene: CMC4
Product: Cmc4p
Exons: 2
Coding region: 1-222 (73 amino acids)
Cellular component (GO): mitochondrial intermembrane space
Source: RefSeq, a predicted model, not a curated record
AUGUCUAAUCCAUGCCAGAAGGAGGCCUGUGCCAUCCAAGAUUGUCUUCUAUCACAUCAGUACGAUGAUGCUAAAUGCGCUAAAGUGAUAGAUCAACUUUACAUUUGUUGCUCAAAAUUUUACAAAGAAAAUGGAAGGGAGUCACGGUCUCCCUGUUGUCCGCUACCUUCUCUCCUUGAGUUAAAGAUCAAACAGCGAAACAUUAAACCAGGGGACAGCUGA